AUGUUUUGGGCCGACAACGAAGGCGCUUCACUAGAGGUGCGAUUCUGUCUCUUUGGUGUCUUCAAGCAGCUCUUGUCCGCGUCUGAAAACAGGUGCAACAUACUGAAUUAUAUUUUGCUCAUAAUGCGGUACCAAGUUUGGUUUCGGUGCUGUGAGCCGGCUGGCGUGGCUGACAUCACCUACGAUGAGUACAGCGAGGAAGACGACAACCAAAGUGUCUGUUCUAGCGAGCCAGAAAGUGGGCGAGGUAGGGCCUACGUAAAAGGAUGGGCAUACUAUAAGAAACUGGACAAGUGUUACGUGUUCUAUUUCGGGGAUAACAUAUUUAGUGGAAACGAGAACAAAUUUAUGUCCGAAGCUGAGUGCAACGCAGCGUGCAGAGCUAAUGUUCCAAGAAAAUGCUACAAGAGCUCACCGACGAGCACCGGCAAUGGAAAUUGUUCAACGACGACUUAUAAUCCAAUGUUUGGAAGUUGUAAAAUGACGUGUGCGGACAUUCAAAAAGAUAAAGAUGAAAAUGUAUUCAACAACUUUGAGCGUUGCGAGUCAGAAUGUCUAGCCGAGGAUUUCCGCUUGUGUCUCAAUCCAACUGCGAAAAAAUGUGAUGCUCCAUUUUAUGAGUACAAUUCCCGGACACAAACCUGCGAGAAAAGUAGUGGUGAGUACUGCAGGGGAUUUGAAUCUUCCGAGGAUUGCUACAAACGCUGUGGAGUUCUCGUGGACCAAAAAUGCAAGCUUCCAAUUCAAAACAUAGGGGUCUGCGAAGAACCUAGUACAAGGUACGGGUACAACAAACUCAGCGACAAAUGCGAGGAAUUUCUAGGCUGCGACGAUGGCGGAAACAGUUUUGGGACAGCGAAAGAAUGUUGGAGACUCUGCGCUAGUCCCCUGAACCGAUGUUUCCUUCACCCGGACACUGGAAAAUUUGUAAAUGUUGGAUGGUAUGCCCGAUAUUAUUAUGAUAUCCAGGUCAACGAAUGUAAAGAGGCGAAAAAGGCUCGGAAGACAAUUCCUGGUGACAGGAACCUAUUUUUGACUUCCGAGGACUGCGAAAAACAUUGCAAACCAAAACACGAAGAGAAUCAUGCGAUUUAA
Molecule: messenger RNA, 1095 nt
Organism: Ixodes scapularis (black-legged tick)
Lineage: Eukaryota; Metazoa; Arthropoda; Arachnida; Ixodida; Ixodidae
Product: actinia tenebrosa protease inhibitors-like
Exons: 7
Coding region: 1-1095 (364 amino acids)
Molecular function (GO): serine-type endopeptidase inhibitor activity
Source: RefSeq, a predicted model, not a curated record